This is a messenger RNA of Corythoichthys intestinalis (scribbled pipefish), 2322 nucleotides long. RefSeq names its product E3 SUMO-protein ligase ZBED1-like. The record is from RefSeq and is a predicted model, not a curated record. Gene Ontology annotation, cellular component: nucleus. Lineage: Eukaryota; Metazoa; Chordata; Actinopteri; Syngnathiformes; Syngnathidae. Gene Ontology annotation, molecular function: protein dimerization activity; DNA binding. The transcript is spliced from 6 exons. Gene Ontology annotation, biological process: regulation of transcription by RNA polymerase II. The coding region runs from base 358 to 2160 and encodes 600 amino acids.
UGCUCCUCGGGUCGAAUCCCUGAAGUGUGUGCCGAGUAAUGUAGAUGAGUGGUUCAUGAACCGCGAGCCGAUGCGCGUGUUGACGACUUACGUGGUGACGUUUGUUGCCCCGCGAAGCAGGUGUACCACGUGACUGAUUCGGGAAAUGAUUCGCGAGCAGGUGUACCAGGUGGCUGAUUCAGGAAAGCAUUUGCGAGCGGGUGUACCACGUGACUGAUUCGGGAAAUGAUUCGCGAGCAGGUGUACCAGGUGGCUGAUUCAGUAAAGCAUUUGCGAGCGGCUGUACCACGUGACUGAUUCAGGAUCUGAUUCGCUUGGCUUGAUUGGAGUUCGAAAUAAAAGCGGCCUAGAAACGCGAUGGAUUCCCCUUCACUUUUCGUGUUUUCGAGUCCCUUAUUGCGCUAUUUGGCAUUCGAUUCGACGAGCUUCAUUUUUGCGAUGGAACCAGCAGGAAAAAGGAGAUUUUCCCCUGUUUGGGAGCACUUUGAGCUGAUCUCACCUCAGAAGGUGAAGUGUCUGGUGUGUUCCAAGGUGCUUAGUUAUAAUAAUAACACCUCAACAAUGCUAAGGCACUAUAGGGUCUUGCAUGGGAACGAGGAGACCAACCAGGUUGAACCCGGCUCAGCUGAGAAGGUUGACUUGGCUGAGCUGUUGGUUGAUAUGGUAAUUGAGGAUUCUCAGCCGUUUUCCUUGGUGGACGGCAGUGGAUUCAAAAAGCUUAUGAAAGCUUUAGCUCCUUCCUACGUUCUACCUACACGGCAGACUUUGAAAGCCAUGGUGGAAAAAAGGUACAAGGAAACCAAAGAUAAAACAAAAGCCAUUGUGGCUAAAGCAUCUGCAUGUAGUUUGACAUCAGAUAUGUGGACGUCCAUCAAUACUGAUGCCUAUCUAGCUGUGACAUGUCAUUUCAUUGAUGAAACCACAUCCCUCCAAUCAGUUGUACUGGGGGUGCAACAUUUCCCUGAGGCACACACUGCAGCAAACAUGGCUUUUAUGAAAACCUCGCUAAUGUCAGAGUGGGGUAUCAGUGACAAAGUGACAUGUCUAGUGACUGAUGGAGCAGCAAAUAUGGGAGCUUGUGCCAGAGAGCUUCAUAUGCGUCACACUAUUUGUGUGGCACAUAUGCUAAAUCUUUUGGUGAAAAAAGCUCUUGACCAAUGUCCUGAAUUGUUCCACAUCUGGGCAAACUGUCGAAAGAUAGUUGGUUAUUUUAAGAGCAGCACUACAGCAAAGGAGAGACUGACUCAGAUGCAAGUUCAAAUGGGCCUUCCGGUGCUUAAACUUCUUCAGGAGGUUGAAACGAGGUGGAACAGCACUUAUCUCAUGCUUCAGCGUAUCUACACUUUGAGAGAGCCUGUCGGAGCAGCUUUGGCUGGUCUACGCACUGAUCUGACACCAUUGUCUGCUGAACAGUACAGAAUUAUUGCUGACUGUUUGAAAGUAUUGGAGCCAUUUAACUAUGCCACAAUUGAGCUGUCUGAGGAGAAGAAAGUUUCGGGGUCAAAGGUAAUUCCGCUGUUGUCCAUGUUGCAUCACUCCCUGGAGGAAGAAGAGAUUCGACAGCUUCAAACUCCAGAGAGCACAUCCAUGGUUGAGUUUCUGCAAAGACAACUAAGAGAGAAGCUGAACCAACUCCAGUCUAUGAGCAUUAUGUUUCUGGCUACUCUGCUUGACCCAAGGUUUAAAAAAGUAGGCUUCUUCAGUCCCAGUAAAGCAGCAGAGGCAGAAAAAAGGCUCACGAUGGAAUGCGCAGCUAUCAUGAGCCGCACAGCCUCAUCUACUUCAUCAUCAUUAUCAUCAUCGUCGUCGUCAUCAUCAGAACCUUCCCAGUCUGUUGGAGGAAGCAAACUGUGGCAUUUUGAUGCCUCAGUCCAUCAAGCAAGAACCACAAAUGUCACGGCAAAUGCAACAGUUGAGGUGCAAAAGUAUCUGGGAGCACCAAACAUCCCCCGAGUUGAAAGUCCCCUUCAGUACUGGGAAUCACAGAAAUGUACACUUCCAACUUUAUACAAACUUGCUGUAUCCUAUCUAUGCACCCCUGCUUCAUCAGUGCCAUGUGAAAGAGUUUUUUCAAAAGCAGGUGAAAUUCUCUGCAAAAAAAGAAACCGCCUGAGUCCAAAAACUUUGGAAAAAAUAUUGUUUCUAAAUAAAAAUGAGUAAGCACAUUUUGCCUCAUUUCACAUUUUCACUUGUUUCAUAUGCACAUAGACAAAGUAACACACAAUAAUUCAUGUUAAACUUAAAAUAUGUAUUUUCUUUGUAAUCAGAGCAUGAUUCAUGCACCAAGCAUGUUAUACAUUUUUCUGUCCACAUGAUGGCGUA